AUAUGUUAUUUUUUUAUAGAUGAAGGAAAUUAAUGAAGUGUUUCAUAGUAAUGGUGUCAUAUGAUAUAAAUGAUAAUAUAAUUUUAACUAAUUAUGCCAAGAACAUGUUAAGACCCUUAUAUUUUGAUUAAAUUCAUUUAUAAAUUGUGAAUGUCCAAAUUUUAUACUGGUGUGUUCAACAUAUAUUGGGAUAGUACAUAUCCAUCUUCCUAGACUUUGGCGUCUUUUUAAAAAAGUAUGAAAAAUGGAUCCUAAAGAAUCAUCUGACAAAAUCUAUCUUAUGAGAAAUGUAUGGCAUAAAAGUGAAAUGGAGAAUUACUGAGUUUACAAUAUGAGAGUAGAUGCUUCCCGGAGAUGUCUGUAUUAGAAGGCAGUAAGAGCAUUCGACUAACCAAUUUAGCGGGGGUCUCCAAACUGAGCACCGCAAAUCCCGGCCCCCACAGUUUAUUUUGAUCACAUUUUACAGUUUAAUUCAAGUUAAAAAUAAUGUAACUUCUGAAUGUAAAGGAAAUACAAGAGUACCUCGUGAUAGAGAACUUUUUUCAAUACAUCACCAGGAUUACGAAACCAGUAUGGCCCUUAUGCUAAAAAGUUUGGAGACCCCUAAAUUAAAGGGUGUGGUUGCUAUAAAUGAUCCAAAGUGGCCCAACGCAUUACUGGUUGACGAGCACCACUUGGGAUAUAUCAUCAACUUAUUAAAUUCCCACAAAGAAGCAAUUGAUACCCAAUGGGGUUAUGAAUAUGUUAGAAACCACAGCAGAGCUAUAAUUGUCAAAGAAGAAGAGGGACGUACAUCAAAUAUUCAAAUGAUGUCAUACAAAGAUUUAUUAAUUACGGAGAAUGAUAACAAAAACAAAGCAUACAGCUGUUGCUUGGAAUGUUCAUUGGGGUUCAUCGAUUACUCAAACCAACCUGAUAACAACUACAACCAAGUCUUCGUCUUCCAAGAUAACGUCACUAAGUUCACAAUUCUGAAACCUCUGCAAAAAAAAGAUAGAGACGAGAUAUCGCAUUGUUUAUUAGAAAUUUUUUCAUUAAUUGGUGUACCAGCAAAAAUAUAUACUAGUGAGAAGUCUUUAAUAAAAUCUGUUUUUAACAAAGAUAUUGGAAACUUUUGUCAAAACUUCUCAACCAAAAUCAAACAACCUAAAAAUGGAACUUUUCAGGAACAUGUAUGCAGCAGAAUAGAUGAAAAUAUAAAAGAAUGGAUGAAGUCUACAAUGUCUACUAAAUGGAGUCAAGGACUAUAUUUUGUCCAAUUCCGAAAUAAUUGUUACUUCAACGAGAUCAUAAACGCCGCACCAUUUUAUGCUUUGUUGAAACCUAGUUAUACUUAUUCUAGGAGGAAAUAUACAAGAUAUUUAUACCAGAAGAGAGAUCGUGACGAAACUCCACGUCCUUCUUAUAUAAAGCAUCCUGCAUGUUAUGGUACUGCAUGUUUUGGUAAUCGAGAAAUAGAAGGAACAAGCCACUUAUUAGAAAAAUAUUGUAGACAAGAUAUGAAAGAAAGUGGUUGUUCAUCACUAAAGGCACAAGGUGGUGAAACGAACAAUGACCGUGUCCUGGGAGUGGUACACGUAAAAGUUUUGGAUAAUGAAUAUCAACGGAACAUUCGAGAUGAUGAUCAUGAUCGAGCAAACAGCAUUAAUCUAGAAUACGGAAGACAAAUGGGAACGGUAAAUAAAAGUUGUUCUUACAAUAAGGACCAUGAGGAGGGGGGUUGUAAUAAUGAAGUAAAUACAUACAAAACAAAACAACGAAUCUGUGGUUCAUUAAACAAUGAAUUCGACCAGGUUAAAGAAUACAAUCAAAUUUUGGAAAAUAAGCCGAGUCACCUUAACAAUAUAUCGAAUUGUUUAAAUGAAGAAUUGUGUAAAGAAGUAAAACAUAACACCUUAAUGGAACAAGAACCCGAAUUCAACGUACUGAAAGAUGAUUAUUUUGAAAAUAUUGAACCUGAAAAAUAUUAUGAUUCAAUUAAUCCUCGAAAAGAGUCAUUGGAAGAUAAUAAAAAAAGAAAAUAUAGUAUAGGAAACGAUCGUUUAAAUAUGCCCGAGAAAUCAGCUCAUGUUCUCAGAUUAUCUAAUGAUCAGAACAAUUAUGUAGCUACGUCAAAGCUAAAACAAAAUGAUAAAGGUUUUGAAGUAGGAAAAGAUUUAUAUAAAAAACGUAAUGUUAGUAAUUAUGAAUAUAAACACCCUAUUGAAAAUAAGAAUCCAUUACGAAAUGAAAACAGUAAAACGUACUUGGAACCUACUGGUUUUAACUCCAAUAACGGUAAUGCCAUUGAAAACGUGGGAAAAAAACACCUCAAUUUGAAUGAAAACCUCACCCCCCAAGAAAAUAGUGCAAAAGGCAAUACGGUAAGAUUCGCUCACGACUGCCGGGGAAAACAAGUGUGUUCGACCUGCAAGAAAAAAAAGAGGCAUAAACCUGGCCUGAACUCUUUAAGCAAAACCAGUUUGGCAAUUGGUUCAACCGUACGGGUAAGGGUACCUGUGGCGGAGCGACUGAAGGGCUACCCAAAUUACAUUUUAGCGACUAUAAUAGAAGAAAAGGACAGGAUGUAUAAAGUGGCUACCACUAGAGGGAUUCUUAAGGAGAUGUUCAAGAGGGACCAGCUAAUCAUUUGUAACAUGUCUGUUUUGGACACUGGGGGAUUGACAACUACGAAAGCAUCUGAAACCGGUAAACCUCUCAAAUGCAAAGUAAAAGGCCCAUAAGAAAAUAAGAAAUAAAUACCCAUAAAGUAAAUAAGAAACUGUACCAAUAAUACUUAUGAAAGAAAAAAUAUUUUUUCCGAGCCUUAUUCAAUAACAGAAAUCCGAUGUUUUACUACUAAUAUUUAUUAGUUCAAUGUGUUUUGUUAUUAUGAAGAUUUCGUAACGGAAUUUAUAAAGUUAACUUUGUCGCUGUGAAUCCAAAUACAAUUUAAUUGGUCGAAUGCAGUAACAUACUUCAAAUAUUCAUAUUUAUGUAUUUUUGUUGGAUUAAAAAUUUAAUUUUGUGGAGAAGUACAAUUAAUCGAUGAAAACAACCUGAAUCAAAGCCAAGCCUGAUUGUGAGAUUUGUCUUAUGGUUAGAUUAGAUUUACAGUUAUGAAAUAUUAUUCUUUAAUUUAAUUUGGUUUGUAUUUCAGAGAAAGUUUCAUUGUGGCUAAAUUAAAAAAGUCUAAAUGUUGAAAAUUAUUCUUAUAAUAGUAAAACUAUGCUGUUUAAAAGAGAAUAUAAGUAAAUGAAAGCUUAAUUUAAAUUAAGAUUAAUUUAUGAUACGAAAACAUUUGUAAUAAAUAAAUUAAAAUAUGUCUUUAUUUUAAUAACAAUUAUAUUUGUUCAUUAAACAUUUGCGAAUAAAUAAUGAAUAUCAAUCAUAAAAUCAAAU
This is a messenger RNA of Nezara viridula (southern green stink bug), 3381 nucleotides long. The record is from the annotation of a GenBank genome assembly. NCBI's taxonomy places the organism in Eukaryota, Metazoa, Arthropoda, Insecta, Hemiptera, Pentatomidae.